UCUAUCAGUCCAUCUUAUUUAACUCCACUCGUACAUAACAAGACAUCGAAUACAUCUUCAUUCCUCAUAUCUCAAGCCCCCUAGAUCACCGGAUCUCCAAGCUUGCAAUGUGAUCGGAGCUAUCAAUGACCGCCCACACCCGGUCGUAGCUUCAGUCCAUUGAGCUUCUAGUGUGAUAUUGAUCUACUCACCCCAGGCUGGCCCUCUCUCCACCUACAGCCUGAAUCCUCGCAAUGCUCCGUCACGUCACAGUAUCAGGAGUUCGAGCCACGCGGGCGUCGAACUCCACGUCUCUCUCCCCCGGAAGUAGCGGUCUAGCCGGUCGAACCACCACCACCUCGACACGCCCAGCUAGGAGCACCGCCCAGGUCCGCGCGUUCUGGGACCACUCGCACCGGAGAUACAGACACACAGAGGAAUGGGAGCGGAAGCGAACGGAGAGGUACCGACGUCUCUACCAGCUGAAGAUGCGCAGGGCAGGACAACCUCCACCCCCGAAGCACCCGUCAGUCAUGUUCAACCAGCACAUCCCGUGGUGGAUUCCUGGGUGGGGGUGGGGUCGUUUCAAAUCCGGAUUUUCGGAGUCGGAAUCGGGGUCGGGGGCCGGACGAAACCCUCACAAGGUCUUCUGGGAAUCCAACCCUCACAAAAGCUUCUGGGAGACGGAGAGCGCCCGCGCGAAGGAGCGCAUGGAACAGUUCAGGAGGGAGAUCGAUGCUGACCCACAUGCGGCCCUGUUUGGGAGCAGGCUAGUUCGCCCCGGUGCCCCCGGUACAUACGACAAUUGGUUCACUGAUCUUUGUCGCACGUUUCUUGGCCUUGGGUCCACUGCGGAGUCGAAGCCUGUUGAUACGACGGCGAGUUCCCGUACGUCUCCGCCGCCUCCGCCGCCUCCGCCGCGUACCGGUGAUGAACGCAUGUCGGAUUCAGAGGGGUCCAGUGGUGUGAAUGCGUUUACUGAAAGUGCAAGGGUUGCUGAAAAGAAUGAUAUGGAAUUCGACCCCAUCAUUGGCCGCAUGGUCCCGAAAUCGAAACAGUCUUCUGAUGUGAUUGAAGAAAACGAGCAGGCUGAAGAUACCGCGCGGAGAAAACCGCAGCGCAAUGGAUCUCGAUCUCACACUGGGAAGGCUGGCUUUCUUUCCUCGGUGGAUUCUCCGCCACGAAGGUCAGAACCACAAGAGUCAUUGAAGGACUUAAACGCCAGCCACGGUGCACUGUAUGGGGAUCAUCAAGAGCCACGUGAUUUCAAGCAAACACGGGUACAUAAAUCGCGGGGGCCACUGGACACUACGGCCCGAGAACAACGCCCAGAUGCUACGACCCAGUCGAUCGGCCCCGAGGCUAGUCCGCCGCGGGAAAAUGUGGCAUCUUCAGGACUGGACGCCAAAGACACGGGGAAAGAUACUCAAGAGCCGCAGAGGCAAACCGAGAGCAAUGGAUAUCUGAAUAGUGCACCCAAUAGUGAAGCUCUGGGUGGAGCACCUCACUCCACAACCAACAUAUAUCAGGCACCUAAAAGUUUUGUAAUAGAUGACUCCCCCGACCAUCUGGAGCCCAUGUUAAAAGAGAGGCAAGAAGAUCUGGAUAUAUUGACUGCCAACGAUAUUCGUGCUUCUUACGAAGGGAAGCACUUCGAGGGAGACUUGGAAUCGCGAAAGCAAGCACGCAAGCACAUGGAAGAUAGCUUUGACUCCUAUGUCGACCCAGCUAGCGAGGUUGAUCACCAAAGUUUGCGGCAAAAGUAUCAACGGACUGAAGAGACCGGGCCCGCGAGAGAAGCAUCCAGCGGUGCCAGCUCCGACGAACUGAGCCAACCCGAAGCAUCAACUGAACAGAUCCUCGGAGAGCAGAAUGUGUCGGACAACACCUCACCGGAUACUUACCUCGUCCUUGCAUAUGACCCUUCGACCCGCCGAAUUCAGGAAGCCGAGACAAGCUCGUCCCUCCACUCAACAGAUGGUGCUCUCCACCCCACCAAAGUCCUCCGUCGCCUACACCACCCGGCCAAGUUCCUGCCAUACUUCGCGCAGAUGCACCAUGGAGGUUACGAGAUCGUGUCUGGUGGCGGGGAUAUCCUCGUGUUUCGAAAGACCCGAGAGGCGGGGGAGUACGGCAGUGCCCAAUUCCAAGAUGACCUGCAGCGACCCAACCCCUAUGUCCGACAUGAUGAAGAUCUCUACGAGCCUGCGCCUUCGACGGAGUCAGCAUCCACCACUCCGCCGGCGCACGACACGGCUUCCGACGAUGCUCCCGACGAUGCUCCCUCCGCAUUCGACAAAGAUACGCCCGAAUCAACAGAACCGCCGAAAGCGCGGUCGAGAUUCGGGUCCGCACUCCGUCGGAUGUUCAUCAGUGGCGCCGCCACGGCUGCGACCUGCUACGCUAUCGGCGUUGUGGUUGAGUUUCUUCGUACAGGCGGCGAAGACGGACGAGGGUUCGAUGCAUUUACUGAGUUUGAGUCUGAGAGGCGUCAGAGGGAGCGCAGUUCAUAACAAUUUGCAUGCUUUAUCAUUCUCGGAAUUGGUGAUAUAUCGGCCUUUUUCUGUACGUAAAAUCUAGCUGGAUCUGGUUUAUCUCUUUGCGAUUUGCAAUAUGAUUCAUUCAUUUAU
Molecule: messenger RNA, 2609 nt
Organism: Aspergillus candidus
Lineage: Eukaryota; Fungi; Ascomycota; Eurotiomycetes; Eurotiales; Aspergillaceae
Exons: 1
Coding region: 234-2492 (752 amino acids)
Source: RefSeq, a predicted model, not a curated record